AUGUACACCACACCUGGCAACGCUCUCACUUUCACGAAGACCACUGUUCCCAACUCCAAGUGCCAAGCAUACCAGAUCACUGCGAACAACGGCGUCUUCGGCCGAGUGCAACUGACCAUCAACUACGCCAAUGGAAUUGUACAGACCGUACAUCACUUUGUCACAGCCUCUCAAUUAGCGACAGGCGAGAAAUAUGCCGACCAAUCAUUCACCAACUCCUACUUCAACGACACAUCAGAUCAAUUCCAUCGCUAUGGCCUCGUCACUUAUGAUCAGAUUGCCAAUGCCCAAGUCUUGCAAGACGACCGGGCGUGGAUUGCAGGAGAAGCUGACAAGGCAGGGUCGCAGUACGAGGGCAUCUGCAUGAAGGAGUCUGCCCAUCCGAAUAAAGAGCAUAUCUUCCAGUUGGAGCAAAUGGUGAACCACUCCAUCUGGAGCAACCUGCAAAACUUCGACUACAGCGUGAAACGCAGCUUGUUCUUCUAUGAACCAUCGGCGGUACCAGGGUAUCCUUACAGCACACGCAUCAGUUGGGGAGGUACCUGGAACAAAAACGAUGCGUACUCCACCUGGCGAGCGGAAGAUUACGUUCACGCCUCUGCGAUUUACUACGCUCUGUAUCGCGCAUCACGAGUCUCGCUAGGCAUCUUGAAACUACAAACCCCGAUGUGGUACUGGAACCAGGCGUUCCAUACUGUGGUGGCCUCGCAGAAUCAUAUUGUGUACGCUGAUGUGGGAUUGAUGGGAGAGACCAUGUGGGUGAAGCUACUGGAGGACUUAUUCGCGGAAGGCUUGAGCAGUGAGGCCGCUCAGGUGACGCAAACCAUGAAGGGUAGACAAGCGCUCUGGGCGACGCAGUCAGGUCCCUUUGGGAGCGAGAUGCAACGGCACUCAACUGCGGAGGAAGGUGUCUAUGCAUGGUCUAGAUACUUCAAGGAUCAGGCCACGAUGACGAAGUCGCUGGAUUACAUCCGUGGAUACACGCCUACGGUAGCGCAUUGGGGCUGGAACGGGAGCGCGCGACACUACUGGGACUUCCUCUACGGGGGCAAACUCCCACGUGUCGAGCGCAUGAUUUACCACUAUGGAUCAUCGCUGAAUGCUCUGCCACCUCUGGACAACUACGAAUAUCAGUCCAGUCCAGCGAGCCCGGCGGCCUUUUAG
This is a messenger RNA of Fulvia fulva, 1164 nucleotides long. RefSeq lists its product as uncharacterized. Lineage: Eukaryota; Fungi; Ascomycota; Dothideomycetes; Mycosphaerellales; Mycosphaerellaceae. The record is from RefSeq and is a predicted model, not a curated record. The transcript is spliced from 2 exons. Bases 1 to 1164 code for a protein of 387 amino acids.